This is a messenger RNA of Saprolegnia parasitica CBS 223.65, 1692 nucleotides long. RefSeq lists its product as hypothetical. The record is from RefSeq and is a predicted model, not a curated record. Bases 1 to 1692 code for a protein of 563 amino acids. The transcript is spliced from 2 exons. Lineage: Eukaryota; Oomycota; Saprolegniomycetes; Saprolegniales; Saprolegniaceae.
AUGCAGCAAGUCCGGCCUGGCCCCAGUGCGUCGCAUCUUCCUGUGCGCGUCGUGACCUUCAACAAGGUCUCGAUCGUCUUCUCGAGUCUCUUCCUACUCAACCUCGCCUCCAUGCCGCUCAAGGCGUAUUUGACCGAGCCAUUUCCGUGGCAGCCUCGUUCGAAGCCCUCCAUUGGCGUUAUCCCAGGCGCCAACGAGACGUUUGCUACCUUUGAAGAGCGCGCGCUUGCCUUCUACACGACUCGGUACACUUCGGGUGCGCACUGGAACCGGUCCGACUACUUUUACGACGCGGCAGAAGACGUCGAUGUUCUCUGUGGUCCGCUGCAGCGCACGACGGACGCGUUCUUUACAUAUGCCAAACUGCCCGGUGCUGUCCUCUACUCGAACCGAGCGCGGCUGUGGCUCCGGGAGGCUAGCGUUGGAAAACGAAAUACCUCUGACACCGCACUCGUUCAGCUUGGCACGCGCUUUGGCUUCCCAUCGUUCAUGGCUGCCAUUUGGAUCGACGCACAGGACACCGUGUUUUUUGCCGCGCAUCUGAGCCGCGGCUCUGCACUGUGGUUCUACGUCAAGUUUGUUAUUCGAUUUGGCAUGACGCUUCGUAUUCUGUACCUUCUCUGGACGACGUACUAUGUCCAUUAUCGAUCCUUGGUGGUUCAGCUGCAGCACUAUGGCACAUGUGGCGAGAACGAGCGAUUGGAGAUUAUCGUCGGCGACCCAACGUGCCUCAUUCUCCAAAACACGUGGAUUUGCCUCUUGUUUGCAGUCGAUUUCUGGUGCAGUUCCGAUGUUGUGGACCGAAGCGUGUUGCAACUGAGUCAGUCACUCGACUCUUGGACGGUGGUCUUUGCGACCUUGUAUCUCUCGCGAACUGUCUGGUUUGGGUACCUCGUGCUCAAUCUGAGCGGCUAUGUCUUGCGUCGAUGUGGGCUUGAAUUCCAUUGUGCCCAAGCCGACCCGACCAGCGUUGCGAUUGGCGUAACACUGGUCGUUGGGCCGCUGACGUACUACCAGCUUCGGCAGUCGCUCUUCAUCGACAUGUACCAUGCCCUUUUUACCUUGCUGUUGCCGUCUAGUGACUCGUUCAAUGCCAUCGAGGGUGCGCUGCCAGCGAGCGUCUACAGCCUCCUUCUCGGCGCGCUCCCAUUGACCUACAGCUUUACCUUCCCCGCUCUUGAACGCGUGCUGCGCCGAAGUCGCCGCCGUGUAUGGGUGCAGAGCACGCUCGCAAGGGUUGGCUCCUCCACGCGGCGUCUCUCCCGCGCUUUUUCUCGCUCAUCGUUGACGCUCCGUGCGAUUGACGGAGGCGCGUUUGCUCGUUUGAGCUACAACGAUUGGAAGCACCGAUUGCUUCUGAGCCUUGUCUUUGGCGGCUGCUGGAGACGCAAGAAAGAGCGCCUUCCGAAGAUCUUCAAAGGCGGAUCGAUCUACAAGCUCUUUACGAUCCACCGCAAUCUCCAGCGCAACGCGGCGUUCAGUUUUCGCGGCAGCGACUGCUACGUGCUCUCGCACACAUCCAACGGUGUCAUUUCCCACCGCCUCAGCUUGAGCGACGCAAUGUAUCUCAAGCACCGUACGGACGUUGUUCUCGGUCUCUGUCCUGGUGCAGCGUUCGGACGACUGGUUCAAGAAGCGAAUGGCACGAUUGGCGUCCACUUUGGUGAAGGGCGCUCGCGCUGGCUUUUAUGA